UCAUCCCACCCCAGAAUGUCUUCCUCAGUACUUGAGGUCACAAAAGUGACACCACAUUAUUGGAAAAUAACAAUUAAUCACCCUCCUUUCAACUUAGCGGGUCCAGAGUUCUUCUUAGACCUUUGGAAUCUCCUACAGACUGCUGAAGGUGAAUCCGACCUAAAGAUUAUGGUUUUCGAGAGCGCAAUCCCGGAUUUCUUUAUUUCUCAUUACGAUUUACAAAGAGCUCCGUCUAUCCCAGCUGAUCUGUUGGCUAAAUGGCCACUGAUGAUGAUAAAGCUCGCAACAAUGCCCGUAAUUACUGUGGCCGCGAUCCGUGGAAGAGCACGAGGUAUUGGGUCCGAAUUUAUAUUGGCGUGUGAUAUCCGGUUUGGCAGCGAAGAGAAGGCUAUUUUAUCCCAGGCAGAGGUUAGCUUCGGGCUGAUCCCUGGAGGUGGGGGGGUUGAAUUGCUUCCAAAUCAUGUCUCGCGCAGUCGAAUGCUCGAGAUAAUAUGUGGCAGUGAUGAAUUUGAUGCCAAAACUGCCGCACAAUACGGCUGGAUCAAUCGCACUCUUCCAGAUUCCGAUUUGGAUAGCUUUGUGGAUAAAUUUGCACGUCGCAUAGCCGGAUGGCAUAAGCAAUCACUCUCGUCGGCAAAGCAGCUUACAAACUCACGAUUCGGACUUCCCCGGAAAGAACAUUUUUUCGAAUCCUACCAAGCUAUGGCGCAGCUUUGGGCCGAUGCCAAAGUGCAAAGAAGGAUGCAAAUUCUAAUUGAUAAGGGCCUUGAAAAAGAAAAGGACGUGGAAUUGAAUGUUGCAGAAUUUACCGCUAGAUUCCCUAUGCAUUAAAUUACAGAAUGUCUUUAUAU
Messenger RNA from Trichoderma virens Gv29-8, 851 nucleotides. RefSeq lists its product as uncharacterized. The transcript has a single exon. The coding region runs from base 16 to 831 and encodes 271 amino acids. Lineage: Eukaryota; Fungi; Ascomycota; Sordariomycetes; Hypocreales; Hypocreaceae. The record is from RefSeq and is a predicted model, not a curated record.